Molecule: messenger RNA, 1182 nt
Organism: Klebsormidium nitens
Lineage: Eukaryota; Viridiplantae; Streptophyta; Klebsormidiophyceae; Klebsormidiales; Klebsormidiaceae
Source: the annotation of a GenBank genome assembly
AUGGCGCUCAAAGACAGUACCUUCGCUGUGCACGGCGUUCCCCCUGCCCAGGCUCCUUAUCCGAAGGCAGACCUUCAGGAUGCGUUCGCACCGUUCUGCAAUGAUCCCAAGGCUCCUUUGAAGAUGCUCAAGGUGGACGAGACGGCCCGCAACCUGGUGCAGACACAUGACAUCAAGAAGCUAGGCAUGAGCAAUGGUUUAGCGGCAGCCUGCGUGUCUGCGUGGAACUGUCACUACAACCUGGAGCUUAGCCCUGACGGACUGGCUGCACAUGUGAAUGCAAACGCUGAGAAGCUCCGCUCGAUAUUUGUCAACCACGAAGGCAAGAAGGACAUUCUCUUGCAUUAUCCUCGGUAUGGGGACUUGGACAAGCACUUGGGAGGAGAGGCAAGCUUCAACUGGCAGGACGUCAUUCGUGACUUCGCUUCCGCGGUCGGAGAGAGAACCAAGAGCAACGUUGGCAUCGUCAUGGAGUGCGACUUCAGUACGACGGGUCUCGUCGAGCUGACGGUCUCUCAGCUGGCUCUCAUGGACGCCAUGCAGCCCUACUUCAAUUAUUGCACGGAAUGCAUUUGCGGGAUCCCAAAGAUUACUCUUACGGGGACAGUCGAGGACUGGAAGAAGAUCCGCGCAAAAGCCGCGGCUCUGGCGGCCUAUGACCUGGACUGGUGGCUCCAGGAGCUUCUCCCCGUUCUCGACCACUUCGUCCCCGCCCGGGAGGGACGGCCUGACGUCACCUUCUGGCAGCGGAUCUGCCGACAGGACGGAGGGACGGUCACAGGCAUGGCCUAUAACAAGAUCCCGGAAUUCGUCAGCGGCUGGCUCUCCGUCUUCUUUCCGUACGACAGCCAAAACCGGAAGCGAGACCUGCGCUGGGACGCUCCAAAGCCUAUGCCGUGGCCCCCGAGAAGCAAAGUUGUGCCGCACGAUCCUGAAGCCUCUAAGGACCAGUCUGCGGAAUACGGGCUUCGCAUCUACAACACGGACUUCCCUUCCGGCGUCUCGAGCGCACCCAUCAACGUUAAACUUCGGAGGGGCGAGUCGCUUCAACUCAAACUGUUGGGAGGCUUUGUCGGCGUGGAACAAGACCCAGUGAUGCUGACUUUGAAGCCAGCAAUCUCUUGGUGCGCAGCGCAGUGCUUGCCACCUGCACCGCAGGCUGAGGUCUCUCCUUGGUCGUAA